Molecule: messenger RNA, 1323 nt
Organism: Chenopodium quinoa (quinoa)
Lineage: Eukaryota; Viridiplantae; Streptophyta; Magnoliopsida; Caryophyllales; Amaranthaceae
Product: protein FAR1-RELATED SEQUENCE 5-like
Exons: 2
Coding region: 1-1323 (440 amino acids)
Biological process (GO): regulation of DNA-templated transcription
Molecular function (GO): zinc ion binding
Source: RefSeq, a predicted model, not a curated record
AUGACUGAAAUUAAAGGGCAAGUGAUUGAGGCCAUGCAAGAAUCUGGACUAAGACCUAUGGAAUCCUUUAAUUACAUGUCAAAUGAAGCUGGAGGAGAAGAUGCUAUUGGUCAUACAGUGAAAGACCACAUGAAUUAUUGUUAUAAGCUGAAAAUAAAGGCCAUUGAAGCAGGAGAUUCUCAAGUAGUUUGUGACAAAUUACAGGAAGCUUAUUCUGAAGACGCUAACUUCUUUUUCAGAGUAAGGUUGGAUGCAGAUGGAAGGGUUUGUAACUUGUUUUGGAGGGAUUCUAUGAUGCUUGAAGAUUACAAAAUAUAUGGGGAUGUCACUGUUUUUGACACCACAUAUAGGACGAAUCGUUACAACCUCAUUUGCGCACCCUUUGUAGGAAUAAACAACCAUUGGAAGAACACUAUGUUUGCUUGUUCUUUUAUUGGUGAUGAGACCAUAGAGUCAUUUGUGUGGCUAUUUGAGACCUUUAAAAAGGCAAUGGGUGGUAAAUGUCCUGUCUCACUGUUUACAGACCAAGAUGCAGCCAUGGCAGCAGCAAUACCCAAGGUAUUUCCAAACACUAGACAUAGACUAUGUCUAUGGCAUUUGAUUCAAAAUGCUGUAACAAGAUUUGGAAUUUUGAAGAGUGAUGACACAUUCAAAGCCGCUUUCACGAAAUGCUUGAGUGGUUGUAUUAACGAAGCUCAGUUUGAAGUAUGUUGGGAUUCAAUGAUGACAAAGUACAAGCUGAAAAACAACAGUUGGUUCAAGAGGUUAUACUCACUAAAGCAUAAGUGGUCAACAACUCUAAGUAAGGACUUUUUUUCCGCGAGAAUCUUGUCGUCACAGAGAAGUGAGAGCACAAAUCAUGCAGUGGGAUUUAUAGCAAACAAGAAGACAAGUUUGACAGAAUUCUACGACAUAUUUCAAAAGACAGUGAAGACUUGGAGAAGGAAUGAGGAUUUUUAUGAGUUAAAUAGCACAAAAUCAAUUCCUACUUCAAGUUAUCCGAUGUCUGCCUUACUUAAACAUGCUGCUGAGGUUUAUACACAUACAUUAUUCAGGGACUUAGAAGAAGAAUUCAAACUAGCCAUUGGAUCUCAAACCAAACUACUAUUUAUUAAUGGAGGCAAAAUGGUUUACCAAGUGUACCUUGAAGGCAGAGAUGGCACAACUCAAGCAGUAACUUACGAUCCAACAAACCAAACAAUUCAAUGUCCAUGCAAGAAUUUUGAAGAGUUGGGUUGGUUAUGCUUCCAUAGCCUUAGAAUCUUGCACAUGCAUUCUGUUGAAAAAAUUCCCAGAGCAGUACAUAUCUUUCAGGUGGACUAA